UCAGUUUAUUAUGUUGUCGAACCGUCUUGUUUUGUUGUUUGUAAUGAUGUGACGGCGCUGCUCCGUCCUUGGUUAAUUAAGGGAAUUUCGUUUAUUUUGUACAUUUCACUGAUUCAUCCUCGGACUCUUCACUGGAUAUUUUGAAACACACGCUGGCGGUAAGAUGUCAGAGAGCUCAAGCGACACCGAGUCCUCCUGCGGCUGGACCAUCAUAAACAACGAGGGCUCAGACAUCGAGACCCUGGGGCCGGAGACUGCAGUGGACGGUGGAGCAGACGUCGGCCUCCAUGAUGGUUCAGAGGGUACUCCUGAUCCGAGCGGGCUUGCUCAGGUCCUGGAGCAGGAGGAGCUGAGCGCAUGCCCCGCUGAGGGCGCCGAAGAGGUUGAUGAAGAGGUUGCUGAGAUGUCGCUUGAUUCCACUUUGAAAGUUGAAGGGUUUGAAGAAAAUCUACCCAUCUCAGAGGUGGUGGGGGAGGCAGCAGCGGACGAGCAGGUGACCCUGAGCGGCAGCGAUCACUCUGACAUUGUGACGCUGGAGCCGUGUGCGGCCGAGCAGGGCGGGGAGGAGGAAGCCUCUGCGGCCCCAGGGGAGCAGCGCAUGGGGACCCCUUCCAGCAGCCAGUACACCUUCAGCACCGCCGAGACCUUGUUCCCGCCCUUGCCCCCCCCGGCUGACUCCAGCAGCAGCGAAACAGAGACGGAGGCGCAGCCAAGCGCCGCGCUGCGCAGACGCAGGACCAGAAGACCCACCGCCACCCAAGCCGAUGCGGAAGAGCCGCACGGCGAGCUGCCGGAGCCACAGGGGCCGCCUGGGCCCCCCCCUCGGGGACACGUCAGUGGCACCCUCAACAAGUGCAUUUUACUGGCCUUGGUCGUUGCCAUCAGCAUGGGCUUCGGCCACUUCUAUGGCACCGUGCAGAUUCAGGAGAGAGAGAGACAGAAGGUGGUGGAGAAGCUCAGAGUGAACGAGCUGUCGGAGAUGAGAGGCGACCCGCGUCUGUGCCAGUCAGAGCAGGACGUUGCCACGAAGAGCAAGGAAGUGGUUCAGCGGCUGCAGGAGGACCUAGAGGAAAAGAGCAGCAUGCUGUUGUCCCUGACAGGCAUUAUGGAUAAGAUAACUAAAGAGAACCAACAGCUUAGACUCAAACAGGCCCAGCUACAGGCCCAGAAGGAAGAUAUGUCCGUGCACCUCCAGCAGACCGUGGAGCAGAUGAAGGAGGUAGAAUCUCAUGAGAAGCACCUGACGACGGAAAACCGGCAGCUGAAAAGCUUCUUGGAACGUGAGGAAGAGUCCGUCUCCUCUCUCCAGGAGGAGCUACGCAACCUCCGGGCACAAAUCAGGAGUCUGGAAGAGCAGGGAGAGGCAGCUGAUGCUGUCCUGUCAGAGAACCAAAGGCUGAAGGGUCACCUGGAGGAUGAAAGGCAGCGAAUCCGCAGCUUCCUCAACCAGAAGGAGACGUUGAUGGCGGAAGCCCAGAUGCUGCGAAAGGAGCUGGACAAGGAGCGUCGGGCGACUGACCGUCUGAAGGAGGAGGUGGAGCAGCUGAGUAGCAGGAAAGCAGGUGCUGGGGGUAUAGCCGACUUAGAGACUGAGGAGCUGCAGACACGUCUGCUGGAGCUGGAGAAGAAGCUGAGCUUUGAGCAGCAGCGCUCUGACUUAUGGGAGAGGCUGUAUGUCGAGACCAAGGAGGAGCGUGCGAAGGGAGAUGACCAGCAGAGGGCGAAGAAAGGCAAGGACAGCAUGAUGGGCAAGGUGAAGGAGACGUUCGACGCCGUGAAGAAUUCCACUAAGGAGUUUGUGCACCACCACAAGGAGCAGAUCAAAAAGGCCAAGGAGGCAGUCAAGGAGAACCUCCGCAAGUUCUCCGAUUCUGUCAAAUCUACCUUCCGUCAUUUCAAGGACUCGGCCACACACAUGUUCGACAAGGUUCGCCGGCCUCAUCAGAGGAGAUUCCAUGAAAGGAAGGAUCCUAAAGCUGAAGAUUUUGAGAAGCAACGGGAAUGUUCUAGGGAGCCCAAGUCCAAAAACUCUGACGACUCCUGGCCCCAUAAGCCUCUCCAUCGGCACCCAAGAAAAUCAACUGUUGAUACUUUUCAAGUAGGUUCCAACACACGGAAGUCAGGAAACCAAGCUGCUCAAGAUUCAGAACAGAAGGAUUAUAGCAGUACUUCUAAGGGCUGCUCUGGUGUGUUCGACUGUGCUUAUCAGGAGUCCAUGAGCCUCUUCAACAAGGCUCUGGAUCCCAUCAGGGCGGAGGAGUUCAACCAGCUGAUCCACAGCUACCUCCAGCAAGAAGUGGACCACUUCCACCACUGGAGGGAGCUGGAGAGCUUCAUCAAUCGCUUUUUUCACAACGGCGUGUUCAUCCAUGACCAGAUGCUGUUCACAGACUUCGUCAGUGGUGUGGAGGACUACCUGGAGGACAUGGACGAGUACCAGCGUUAUGAUGACGACGUCUUUGAAGAUCUUGAUGACUAUGUCUACAGGCACUUUUUCGGAGAUACCUAUUCAAAACAAUAUGGGCCUAGUAGACCCCUUGAAAGGCCUGUGUCAAAAAGUAAAGAAGACGGACAGACAAGGCACCGGUACCAGCACAGGCCUCUGCGGAGCCACCCUCGUCCCCAGGCAGAGAGGAAGUGGAGCAAGCCGGCCCGUGGCUCUGAGAGGCACAUGCCAAACGUAAAAAUCCAGCUGGGGCCGAUGCCACUUGAUCCAAAAUAUUAAAAACAAAAAAAACUUAGUUUAUAUAAACAUUUUUUCCUUGAAUUUCUGUCAUUGCUAAAGUUCAUAUUAUAGAUGUGUUUGAGGCAGAUAUUUAAUUUUCUUCUUGUUUUGUGACUUUGCACAGUUUCUCUUUCCAAAUGGAUUUAGGAAUGCAACCCUGUCGCUGGCUGCCUGAUAUCCUUUUGCUGUGCAGUGCAACAGCACUGGGUUGGUUUGCUAAUUGUGAAACGUGUCUUUUGUUUCAUAUGAGUGGCAUGAUUCAGCGAUGCAGAAUUGCUGCAAUAUUGUUUUUUGUAAAUUAUUGACAUUGAGAUCAAUGCGUUUUAAUUUGCCUUGUGGGGAAUAGUUGUGAAAACCUUAGUUUAAAACAUGAAGGUUAAUUAGCACCUGUUAAUGCUUGCGUCUUUGACGAAGUCUGGCUGGCAAUGCAACGCUCUGAAAUCGCUAAUGACUGGAAGACUUUACAGAUUCUGUAAGUGGACAGCACUUAUUUUUUUACUGUGUAAAUCCAAUCUGAAAGAAAACAUAUUUGACUAUUUAUUGUAAUAGGCUGGCCCGAGUGUUGAGGAUUCAUUUAUCGAGUAAAACAUAGGAUUCUGAAAUAAUAUAUUAACUUCAAAUUAGAACUGUUAAUCAUUUUUUUCCAGCCAAAUUUUACUUCCAUUUUACUAAAAUGAGUAGAACUCAAAAAGUUUUAUAGCACUAUAGCCCAGAAUUCAAAGAAUGGUUUGUGACCAAAAGAUUCUGAAAUAUACAUUUGACUCUGCUUGGAAUUUAACAGGAUAACAGCUUAAAUUUAAUCAUCGUACAAAUAACAUUAAGCACUUAUAUCAGUUGUAGCAGAAGUUUAUCUUACCAACCAUAUUGUGAGAACUGAUGCUCUUUGCCACCCCUUUAAAUAGAUAAUCAUCAGGAAGUACAGAGCUACCGUCUAUUGGCUUUGGAGUUGUUUUUCUGUGCUGUCAUUAAUUUUUAACAUUCCAGUAGUGGUUUGUCUUCCUUGGGCUGAUGGAAUUUCCUUUAGAUUGCAGUUAGGAUGGAAAAAAAAACUAGACAGUAGUUGUCUAAUAAAAACUGAGUUUAUCCUGUG
This is a messenger RNA of Brienomyrus brachyistius, 3815 nucleotides long. It is a transcript of the gene ccpg1, whose product is annotated as cell cycle progression 1. Gene Ontology annotation, cellular component: membrane. The transcript has 10 exons. NCBI's taxonomy places the organism in Eukaryota, Metazoa, Chordata, Actinopteri, Osteoglossiformes, Mormyridae. The coding region runs from base 164 to 2725 and encodes 853 amino acids. The record is from RefSeq and is a predicted model, not a curated record.